AUGACUGAAAUUUUGAGUUUGUUUUUAAUAAAUUUUAAAAAAAUAUUUAAAAAUGAAGGCGAUAUUGGUGGAAAUAUGGGGCUUUUUCUUGGAAUGUCUUUAGUUUCUGUAAUUGAACUAGCAACUUUUCUUUGGAAAAUAACUUGGAUUUUUAUUUCAAAAAAGAGAAGAGAACAUAUGAUAGCAAAGAAAUGCCGAGACGAGGAGCGUGAAAAACAUUUACAAGCAACUAUGGAAUUUGCUUUACAGCAGCGUAGAUUUGCUGCAAGUAUAGGGCGAUUGGCGGCUUCCCAACAACUGCGAGCCGAAAGUAAAGGUGCCGAAAAGUUUCUUAAUUUUAUGAAAAUUAAACAGACAUUUUGA
This is a messenger RNA of Meloidogyne enterolobii, 363 nucleotides long. The record is from the annotation of a GenBank genome assembly. Lineage: Eukaryota; Metazoa; Nematoda; Chromadorea; Rhabditida; Meloidogynidae.